UCAGCCUCGCGGGGACGCGUUUCGGCCGUUCACUCCCAAUUUACGCAGCAGCUGAAGUCAAACGCACCUCCCCGGGGCCGACGUCCCCUUCCUCGACGAGGAGCAGCGGGGUGGCUCACGGCCGGUAGGGAUUUCCAGGAGCUGAUUGGGAAAGGGGCGAGCGGGGGGGGACCUGUGGGGUACCGGUGGGGUACGGCCAGCCCCCACCUGUCCAUCUGUCCUCGCGUCCGUCCCCGGAGCCCCCCCCCCCGUUCCUGCCCCUUUCCUCCACCCUCCGGUCCCUGGGUGGGACGCGGGCGGAGCCGCUCCGCGUUGCCCGGGGCGGGGGGGUCCGGUCGUGGUGGGGAGGUCCGGGGACAGGACGGGCAGGACCGCCCCGUCUGGGCAGCGCUGCGCGGAGGAAAGCGGCGCUCCCGGGGUUCAGCGCUCGAUCCCGGGUCGAAGCGGAGGUGAGCGCGGCUUCUCCAGCGCUGCCCAGCGCCCUCCGGUUCUCCGUUCCGGCCCCACCAUGCCCUCCUACCCGCAGCGGACCCUGACGGUGCUCCUGCUCUUCGGCACGCUGUCCGCCGCCAUGGCCCUGCUCGCUUCCAGCCUCAUCUUCCAGCUGCCGGCGGGUCGGACCGCUCUCGGAAGCGGUCCCGGUGCCGUUCGAGGAGCGCUGCCGGAAUCCGCGGCCGCCGUUUUGCUGCCGGUGUCGGCUGUGCUGGCCGCGCUCUGCCUCGUGCUCAACGUGAGCUGCCUCCUCCUCUGCCUCCUCCACGGCUACUUCAGCACGGAGCUGUGCCGGGGGCAGCCCGGGCCCGAGCGGGCAGACUGGUUCCUCCUGGACAGCCGGACAGUUCGCCACGCGGCCAUCGGCUUGUUCUGCUGCGGGGUCUCAGUCUAUCUGACAGCUCUUGCCAUCUACAUGCUGCUGCUGUUUGAACUCGAGGCUGGCAUCGCCAGCGCCUGCAUCCUCUCCUCUGGCAUCAUCGUGCUGUUGGUGACGGUGACGCACGCCCUGGUCCGCGCCUCCCAGCUGUCACGCCGCAGCCACUCCGAGAUCUCUCACACUCUGUAUGAGAACGACUCUGCCCAGCACAGCGAAACUCCCGUCAGCAAUCUGAACAACAAGAGCAUCCCUGUGCCCCGGCCCCGGCCUGAGAUCCAUCGGGAAUUCUCCUUCCCUCCGUUCCUGGAGCGCAAAUCUCAGCUGGGCUCUCCGGCCAGCAGCAAUCUCACCUCCUCGGGCAGCCCUGGGGCACACUCAGAGAAGGAGAGCUACCACCUGCCCCGCACGCACAGGACGCUGUCAGCAGAGUCAGCCUUGCUGCAGGCACAGGGCAAGCCCUGGAACGGCGUCACCCAGGAGAUGAGGAAUGUGCUGGCACGCAAACCUGGAGCCUCGGGCAAGGACUCGACCCUGGUGUGAGUGGAAUGUCCAUCUCAUCACAGCAGAACUGCAGGAGCCAUAGCCAAGAUCUGCAUCUCUGUUUAGAGCUUAAUAUAGGUCACGUCACAGCCCAAGUGUCAGCGAUCCCUCAUGAGGUCGGGAUGGCUGAUUUUCCACCCUCUGCCCUCCUGCUCUGAGGAUGCUGCAUGGGCCACAGCAAUAGGUUUUCUUUGCUGAG
Molecule: messenger RNA, 1610 nt
Organism: Tympanuchus pallidicinctus (lesser prairie-chicken)
Lineage: Eukaryota; Metazoa; Chordata; Aves; Galliformes; Phasianidae
Gene: TMEM221
Product: transmembrane protein 221
Exons: 3
Coding region: 509-1411 (300 amino acids)
Source: RefSeq, a predicted model, not a curated record